Molecule: messenger RNA, 1700 nt
Organism: Ochotona princeps (American pika)
Lineage: Eukaryota; Metazoa; Chordata; Mammalia; Lagomorpha; Ochotonidae
Gene: CD19
Product: CD19 molecule
Exons: 14
Coding region: 84-1694 (536 amino acids)
Biological process (GO): B cell receptor signaling pathway; regulation of B cell activation; B cell proliferation involved in immune response
Cellular component (GO): external side of plasma membrane
Source: RefSeq, a predicted model, not a curated record
CAUGGUUCAGUGCCCCCCAAGCCCCAGCCUACCCCAGCAUCCCCUGCGCGCUGAAGCUGGGUGCCCCGGGGAGCCUGGCCACCAUGCCACCUCCUCUCCUCCUCUCCUUCGUCCUCUUCCUCACCCCGAUGGGAGUCAGACCUCUGGAACCAGUGAUGGUGGAGGUGGAAGAGGGAAGUGACCUCAUGCUGCCGUGCCUCUUGAACCUCUCAGAUAGUUCCCCUGACACACUGACCUGGUAUCGGGAGUCAAACUCCUUUUUAGAGCUGAGCCCAGGGACCCCAGGCCAGGCCUUCUAUGUGGGGCCUAUGGGCAUCCUACUCCUCCUCUUCAAUGUCUCCGAGCACAUGGGGGGCUUCUACUUCUGCCAGAUGCCAUCUGCCCCCUGGCAACCUGGCUGGACAGUCACCGUGAACGGCAGUGGGGAGCUGUUCCGGUGGAAUGCUUCAGACGUAGGCAGCCCAGGCUGUGGCUUAAGGAACAACUUGCCAGAGAUUGUGCAUGUGUGGGACAAAGAUGAAGGCAAAGCCAAGCAAUGGGACAUGAUGUCUGCUUGCACUCCCCUGAGGGACAGUCUAAAUGACAGUCUCAGCCAAGACCUCACCGUGACACGCGGCUCCACACUCUGGCUGUCCUGUGGGGUGGCCCCUGUCCCCAUGACCACAGGCUCCAUCUUCUGGAGCCACACGCGUCCUGAGCCCAGCGGCAUCCUAUUGUCUAACCUCACCCUGAAGGCCAAGUCCCCAGUAAGAGAGAUGUGGGUUGCGGAGCAUCUUCUGGUGCUGUCACGGGUAACAGCCCACCAUGCUGGGAAUUACCACUGCGAACGGGGAAACCGGAGCAUCUAUCUCACAGUCACGGUGCAGCCAGCACUAUGGCAUUGGUUGCAAAAGAAAAAUGGCUGGAUGGUCCCAGUGGUGACUCUGCUGUAUCUUAUCUUCUGUCUGAUCUGCUUGGUGAGCUUUCUUCAUCUGCGAAGAGCCUUGAUCCUGAGAAGGAAAAGAAAGAGAAUGACUGAUCCCACCAGGAGGUUUUUCAAAGUGACGCCACCCCAAGGAAACGGGGCCCAGAAUCAGUAUGGGAACGUGCUGUCCCUCCCCACGCCCACCUCUGGCACUGGGCGCACCCAGCGCAGGGCGGCAAACCUGGGGGGCGCCGCCUCAUCCUACGGAAACCGGCUGAACGACGAGGUCGGAGCCGCCGCGGGGUCCUGGAGCCUGCCGAGAGCCAGCCCAGAAGAGGAGGAAGGCGAAGCUUACGAGGAGCCAGACAGUGAGGGGAACUCCGAGUUCUACGAGAACGACUCUGGCCCCGCGCAGGACCAGCUCUCCCAAGACGGCAGCGGCUAUGAGAACCCUGAGGAAGGGUCCGUGGGUCCGGAAGACGACGACUCCUUCUCCAAUGCUGAGUCCUAUGAAAAUGAAGAUGAGGAGCUGGCCCAGCCGGUCACCAGGACAGUAGACUUCCUGAGCCCCCACAGUUCUGCCUGGGACCCCAGCCGGGAAGCCAUCUCUCUGGCAGGGUCCCAGUCCUAUGAGGAUAUGCGAGGAAUUCUGUAUGCGGCUCCCCAACUCCGCACCUCACGGCCUGGCCCUUCUCAUGAGGAAGAUGCAGACUCUUAUGAGAACAUGGAUAAUCCUGAUGGACCAGAACCAGCAUUGUGGGGAGCAGGGGGGACCUGGAGUACCAGGUGACCCCCA